UUGUAUAAACCGUGGCACGUGUUUUGUAACAUGCUCGGAGAAUUUGAGAAUGGUGCAUACCCGGCAAACACAGCAUGUGCAAUUAAGCCAUUUGUCCGUUACAUGCAUUCUCAGAUCGAUGUUUGGGUAGGAGAUCCUUGAAAACACGCAUAGGAGUUUCAUAUCCACGAGAAAUCACAUAGGAUGGCCCUCACAAACGCACUACUACAUGAGCUGUCAACGAACACCCUUGAAAAAAAUAUAGAAUUAGUGCGUCUCACCCUUCGUUCAUGUGCCUACAUACCUCGGAAACGGGAAAUCAUUUUAUUGUGGCUUUCCAAAAGCAUCCCCCAGCAGACACAGGCCAGAGCUGAAGAUGUUUUAACGCUGUGGAAGCUUCUUCACGAAGUACUACAAGACGUUGUACCCGAACAGCUGGCUAUUCUAAUGCAGAAGGGUUUUCUUGAGCAUGUUACACAAGGUAUCCGAAUGCAACUUCACCCCGACACUAGCCAGGAAUGCUAUGUACUGAAAGUUGCAAUAUACUUGCUUGAGAAGACACCUUCAGGCAUACUCUUCCUGAAACAGAAUGACUUGGAAUCAAUGCUUCUUACCGUGCUCAAAUGCUGUUGUGACACUAUGAGUGAAGGAAAAAACAAUGUUGAGCUGAUCUCUGUCCUCUCACUACUACUGCACAGUAUUACAUCCUCAUUGCAGAAGCGCCCAUAUUCUGUCCAAAGCACAAUUCUGCAUUUGAAGCCACUGUUAGGAUUCAUGAUGAUGAUGUUGAAGCUUACUGAGAACAGCUCUUUGCCUGAACUGGUUCAUAUUCCUGGCCAAAUAAAGAAAGCCAUAAGUGCUGCCCUUUUCAACAAGAACAAUCUUAAUGACUGGAUACAGUGUCUCAAAGCUAUACUUGAGUCAGAAGAAACUGUGGAUGGACAUACUCCAGCAGUAUCUGAAAGUGCCAAGAAGGGGUCCGUGGUGACUAGUACAGAAGGAACAAUUCCCAAGCAAGCAGCAGUGACGCCUCAAGUUCCUUCAAAUAUUGUCACGCCUGCUCCGCCCUGUUCCACAACCACACCAUUAAAAAAAACUACUUGUCAGGAGUUGCCUCCAAAAGAAAGCCUGCGACAAAUUCAAAGACUGGUGGAUGAAGCCUUUGAAUCCAUGGCGAGCAGAGGAUACUCUGCUGCUGACUAUAUUCCACUCUGUUUGCCUGUCAUAUUGGAAGGGUUCAUGUCUUGCAACAGAUCUGGCAACAUACACUGCAACGUCGCAUUACUGGCCUAUCUUGUCACACUCCUUGGCAUAAGAUCUGAUGUUCCAUUCAAGAAGCUAGAAUUCCAGGUGCUUCAGCUGACUGAAGAGCAGAAACUGUCAUGUUUCAAUAACUUGCUGGAGGUGUACCGAAUAAGUGAAGAGUACCAUGCAAUAAUGGUACUACCCCAAAAGAAAAAAGGCUCAUUCAGACCUAAGAAGUGGUUUCGGGAAGUCGGAACUUGCCUCGAAAAGACUAACUAUAAAACUGCUGCUUGGUUUGCUUGUGUCAAUACGACAAUGCACAUUUCUCCAAACCUAGUGGAAGGAAUUAUGGUUAAAGCCCUCCAGAAGUGCUGGGUCACCAACAGUUUGGAAAAUUCUGAUAUCAAGAAUGCACAGGACAUGCUCCUUGAGAAUAUUGUCCUCACUUUUGAAAAGUUGUUCCGCAUCCCCAAGCUACUGAGAAAUAUUUUCUCGUCCUUGUCCUCUUUGAAAGGGGAGGACAUAGGGCCUGUACAUGUCACAUCAAGCUUUCUGAAAAAGUUUGCAAAGUGUUGCACAGGAAUGUCUUCAGGGCAAUUGACAGAGUGUUGGUCACUUUUUUUAAACCAGCUACGAUACUGGAUUGGAAUCAGCAAAGCAAACGAGAACAACGUGACUCGAGAGAUCACUACCACUGUGGAGAUAUUCUGCACAUUCCUGCACCACAUUCAAGUAGCUGCACCAACAAUGCCAACAGUUGACGUUACAAAGAUUUCUGACCUAAUGGGCGAAACACCUAAGCUGGCAUCACAGAUGCUAGACUGCAGUACUGAUGGAUACUUGGACAAGUGUGCAUAUUGUGCCUUGCAGAUCUUUCAUGCUUGGGGUGAAGUGCACAUCGUACUGCUCUCUUACAGGAGAUCAUAUAGUCAAGCAAAUAAUAAACCAUCUUUAGAAGCACCAUUAGAGGACAUUGACUUAUCAUACUUACAACCAGUGUUGACAACUGAGAGAGUCUCUAGUUUGCUUGCACCGUUACCUACUUCAAAAGAAGUGCUGUACGCCCUGUUGCUCCUAGAAAUUCAGAAAAUUAGGGCUCUUCUACUGUGUAGUGAGGCAACUGGUGACGCUGCUACAGAGAGCAUAGCAGCAGCAGCCACAUUUAUUUUCUCCCAUGCUAACAUGAUGGCCCCUUGUCAGGUGUGGGACCAACGAGUUUGUGGAAUAACAGAAGAACAGUUCGCUACUGCUGCACUCCAGCUACUGCUCACAUACAGUCCAAUUAUAGCCUCUUGGUUAACAGCAAAAAAUUUGGUUCGUCUGUGUGAGUGGCUUUUGCAUGUAUUGGAAGACACUAUGGAUGUAACGCUGUCUGAGUACAAUAUCAUACCAAAAGGCAUUGUUAUGGAGUAUCUGAAUUCCAGUUCAUUUAGAGAAAGUAGGCCAAUGCAGACAGCAUAUGUAACAGCACUAUUUCACAACCUGUCCGAGAGAAUUAGGGCUAAGAAAAGAUCUCAUGACAUGGAAGGCACAACAGCAACAUACAAGUCCCUGUUUGAAACAUUAUCAUUCUCGCCAUCAACAUGGAAAAAAUAUGCCGAGAGCAUACCCCAGAUGGAUAAUACAUCAAAGAAACUUGUGGAGCCUGAUGACUUGAACAAAAUGUGGAACAAUAUACACAAUGCAUCACAGCUGACUUCAAGUAUCAUGAGUUCAUGCGAGUCCAGUGAAUGUGUGACUAUGGAAAGCAUCACAUUCAUCCUUCAGGCCAUGGAAUAUCUGCCCCUUGAAGAUUUGUUCCCUGGAAAUCAGACAAGAUGCCUUCUUGGACUUUUGGGGGUUCUUUUCCUGCUAAGAAGUGACGUAAAGAACAAAACAUGUGCCUCAGAGAAGACCAUGUUGAUAAAGACCACCUGUAACCUACUCAUGACCCUCCUGGAUGGUACAAGACGUCCAUGGUUGCUGGACUUUCUUGAUGGCGGUUUCUUGUUCGACAAGAUUGUCACACUGUUCUCCGAAAACUUUUCUCAGGAUCUUGAUGACAUUGCCCUGUACAGAGUAUACGAGGAACUCCUGAACAUAAUUGUACGAGAUGCAUUUAGGAAAAGAAACACCUUGAGGACGUUUACACCAUUAGUUAAGCAGUUAAAAGACCUUAUCCCUAAAACUGACAUCUUCAAGUCAGCACCAUUUUCAGCAGCAGCCAUGGUACUUUUCAUGCAGUUUGUGAUGGAAGUCUCAAAGAAGUUCCUCCGUAAAGAUACAAAGCGCCAUAUACAGAAAUCUGCUUCAACUCUUUCUAAGGCAUUCAGCUUGUGGCUCACUCAUUUCCUGAAAGAUAGGACACUGCACAUUGAAGGCAGAAAGCAGGCCUUUCAGAUCAGUGCCCUUCAAAUAAAGUAUGCUGUAGCUGCAUCUCGGCGUCAUACUGAAGAAGAAUGUGAAGAGCCUUGCAACGAAGCAGUGUCAGCAGUUCUUUCUAUGGCAUGCACAGAUAUUAUGGAGUCUAAGGACUGUUCCAGAAUGCCCGAAGAAGCAUUGGCAUUCGUUUCUGUAGCAAUUAAGCAUAGGCACAGUCUGCCAGCACUUCCUGACCUCUCUGUUCCUGAAAUCUGGAUGAGUGCAAGUUUUGUAUUUACAAUGGCAGCAAGGCAUUCAUCUGAGUGCAUGCCUCUGACACUGGAGAACAGUUUGUCUGAGGAUCAGGUUAUGUUCUUACAAGGAAUUUUUAAGUGCUGUACAUUGAAAGAGGUCACAGAUAUACUUGGAAAGCUGUUUACACUGAUGCUCAAUGAUGAAGCCCAUUCAUCCACAGUCAAGGUUUAUUUGAAAACCUUUCAAGUUCUGUGUUCUAGCCUGCCUGAUGAUGUUGAAGAUUCUAGCAGAGAAAUAGCAAACCUGCUGCAGAAGUUCAUUGAACACUUCGCAGCCACCUUUACAUUCCUGGAUAUGGCAAAGGAUACUGAGCUUGUGACAGGCAUAUUGCAGAUACUUGAAACAUUACUGCGUCUGAAGAAGCCAUCAAUAACUCAUCAGUCAAGCUCCGUCAUAUUACAAGUGCUGUGCGCUUUGGAUCUCGGUGCAGCAUUUAACGACAUGAAGUUGUUCUGCGAGUGCUACAGGAUAGUCUGUGGAAUGCUCAGUGUGUUCCUUCAGCACCGCGUGUACUUGAUUUCUGGGUGCGCUUCAAUAAUUCACACCUGCAUUGCAAUGCUCAUUAGAAGCCUCGUUAGGGCUAGUGGUGUGGAAGAAGUUCGAAGAUACCCAAGUGUAGUUGUGCAUGGGCUACUACUCUGUGCAUCUUCCCUUGAAAGGUUAGCCACACUUAUGUCAGCACACGCAAGAGAGUUUGGUAAGAUCACACCAUUCCUCAUAGCGGAAUAUGUGACAUGCUCUGUGGACCUCACCUUGUAUACACCAAUUAAGCAAACACUGAUGUUUGUUAUCUACAAGCUCUUUGACAUUUCAAGUAUACACUCCUGUGAAAUGGUCCUGGUGACCAUCCCGAAAGAAGGCAGAGAAGUGUACAAGUCCCUGUACUCGAACUCCAAGAAAUUGCGUUUUAAAGGCAAGGUCUGAAAACUCUGAAAAUAAUGUAUAAAACAAUCACUGUGAAAUAAACAGUUUUUAUGAUGUGCUCCA
Ornithodoros turicata is the source of this 4866-nucleotide messenger RNA. RefSeq lists its product as uncharacterized. The record is from RefSeq and is a predicted model, not a curated record. The coding region runs from base 184 to 4803 and encodes 1539 amino acids. Gene Ontology annotation, biological process: ribosome biogenesis. Gene Ontology annotation, cellular component: nucleolus. Lineage: Eukaryota; Metazoa; Arthropoda; Arachnida; Ixodida; Argasidae. The transcript has 29 exons.